Molecule: messenger RNA, 5547 nt
Organism: Myotis davidii
Lineage: Eukaryota; Metazoa; Chordata; Mammalia; Chiroptera; Vespertilionidae
Gene: SHROOM3
Product: shroom family member 3
Exons: 11
Coding region: 60-4892 (1610 amino acids)
Biological process (GO): actin filament organization
Cellular component (GO): apical plasma membrane; adherens junction; cortical actin cytoskeleton
Molecular function (GO): actin filament binding
Source: RefSeq, a predicted model, not a curated record
AGUGGCUUUUUACCCACCCUGAAUAUGACACUCAGGUGGCCAGAGGGCUGCUAUCUAGGAUGUUUCUGUUUGUCACAAGGCGCAGCGAACCUGCAGGCCGGCCACACUCUUGGCAUUCAACAAAAAUUGAGGACAACCAACCCAAUGCCAGCAUGAUGCAAAUAUCUCAGGGCACGAUUGGCACUCCUUGGCCCCAAAGCUACCAUUCCAGCUCCUCGACCAGUGACCUCUCCAACUAUGACCACGCUUAUCUGAGGCGGAGCCCUGACCAGUGCAGCUCCCAGGGGAGCAUGGAGAGCCUGGAGCCCAGUGGGGGAUACCCCGCCUGCCACCUUCUUUCCCCUGCCAAGUCCACCAGCAGCAUCGACCAGCUCGGCCACCUCCAUAACAAGAGAGACUCGGCUUACAGCUCCUUCUCCACCAGCUCCAGCAUCCUAGAGUACCCGCCCCCUGGCGUCCCGGGCCGGGAGCGGUCGGGCUCCAUGGACACUUCUGCUCAAGGUGGCCUCCUGGACGGGAUGAGGCAGGCAGACAUUCGCUAUGUCAAGACAGUCUAUGACCCCCAGAGGGGCAUCUCCGCCGAGUUCGAGGUGAACUCAUCAGCCCUGCUUCUCCCAGGGAGGGAGGCCCAAGCCUCAGCAGACAGUCAGGGCUAUGACAAAGGGCAUCACGUUCCUCGGGGCCGGAGAGGGCCGCCCCCCUCCUGGAGCCAGCAGGGUCCCAGUUCCUUGGAGACCGCCAUUGACAACCUGCCUCCGAAAGUGGGCGCACCGCUGCCCCCCGCCCGGAGUGACAGUUACGCAGCCUUCCGGCACAGAGAGCGGCCCAGCUCUUGGUCUAGCCUUGACCAGAAACGGUUCUGCCGGCCUCAGGCAAACUCUGCGGGCGCCCUGAAAUCUCCCUUCGUGGAGGAACAGCUGCAUACUGUGCUGGAGAAGAGUCCAGAGAGCAGCCCCCCGGUGAAGCCCAAGCAUCAGUAUCCCCAGAAGGCCCAGCCUGGCCAACCUCUGCUGCCGACUGGCAUCUACCCGGUACCAUCCCUGGAGCCGCACUUUGCCCAGGUGCCUCAGCCCUCCGCGAGUAGUAACGGCACGCUCUACCCUGCCCUGGCCAAGGAGAGUGGCUAUACGACUCCUCCAGGAGCCGGUGACAAGACGGCUACCCUGGAUGAGAAUGGAAACCAGAAUGGAUCUAGCAGACCUGCGUUUGCCUUCUGUCAACCCCGAGAGCAUGAAUCUCUGUCCCUAGCAGAGAGAACACCUGAAACUCCGGUCAAAUGUGCCCCCCUCAAAGUGCAUUUCCCUUCGGUGCCUAAAAAUGUGAAGGACACCUCCCCAAAGAAGCGCCUCGCACCUCUCCAGGGCAGCAGCCCACAUCCCAGCGAGAGGAAGAGCCCCCACAGCAGCAAACCGGCUCCCACCUGCCACCACACCCAGCCCCCUCAGGCGCAGGCCUGGCAGGUGGGCGACAGCAAGAGACCCUCCAGGCCCACCGAGCUUUGGGAGGGUGGUUCCCAAGAAGACCACAAUGCCAACCUCCAGCAGGGGCUGGAGCGAGAAGGCCCAAGCCAGAGCCCGUCUAGCAACUUUGGCAAGACCAAGUCGGCCUUCUCCUCUCUUCAGAACAUUCCCGAGAGUCUAAGAAGGCAGAGCAGCCAGGAGGUGGGAGGCAGCCCCAAGGCAGAGGGCCCUGGAUGGAAAGUGGUUCCCGAUCACAGGAGCCAUCCGGACAGGCCGGUUCCCUGCCCACGGCCUGAGGGCAAAGCCAGCGCAGUGACCUCUGUCCCCCUUUCGGACGCAAGGCUGGAGGAGCCGCCCUCCCCGCCACACCCGCAGACGUCCAGCCUGGGCCGGAGGCGGCUCAGCUCCAGCAGCACCUCGGCCCUGCCCGGCUUCCAGUACGGGCAGCCCCACUGCUCGGUGCUGGAAAAGGUCUCCAAGAUCGAGCAGCGCGAGCAAGGGCGCCCGCGGCCCCCGAGUGUGGGCAGCUCCGUGAAUGGCUGCACCUACCGGCCCAGCAGGAUGGCCCCGACUUCCAGGAACGACUUCCAGGAGACAAACGCCAAUAUCCGCCUUUCUGAGCCCACGGAACCCUUAGGCAACGGGGAGCACCCCUUCAAAAACGGGGAGCCGAAGCUGGAGGAAGUUUCCUGGCAGCCAUGUGGUCAGCAGGUGAAGAGGGGCGCCGAGGGCAGCCGGGGCGCCCCGCUCCGAGGCAGUGAUCCCCCGAGGCGCGACACCCAGCUGCUCCGCAGCCAGAGCACCUUCCAGCUCUUCAGCGAGGCCGAGGAGGAGGCCCGGUGGCGGGACCCCAGGCCGGGCACCCCCGAGUCCCCACCCAGCCUGCAGCCCCGCAGGGAGGCCGCCCUCCUGCUGGAGCCCCCGCGUGGGGCCCGAGAUCGCAGCAGCUCCUUUGCCGGCGGCCGCCUCCUGGGAGAAAGGCGACGCGGGGACCCAGCCCAGAGGGAGCUGCUGGGUGGAGCUAACAGCGGCGGCGGGCCAAAUGGCAACCAGAAGAUGGACAGGCCCCCUGGGGAGCCCUCCUCGUGGCGGGCCGCGGCCGGGAGGGCCGGGAAGUCCAUGUCCGCUGAGGACCUGCUGGAGCGCUCGGAUUUCCUGGCGGUCCCUGUCCACGUGAGGUCACGGUCAUCUCCCAUCACCCACCAGAAGCCCCAGGAUGUGCUUUUGGGGGAAAACAAUAGCUCUGGUCUUGUGAAGGAUCCAUGUUACUUGGCUGGCCCUGGACACAGGUCACUCGGUUGUCCAGAAAGAGGCGAAGAAGAGAUGCUAGUGCUCAAACACCAGCCCAGCCCUCGAUGGGGUGGUUCAGGCUGCAGAGCCGCUGGUGCCUCCAUUCCCAGCGACUGUCCCAGACAGCUGGACCAUCAGAGGCAGGCCAGCAGGAUGCCCUGCCCCAGGCCACUACCCACAGGGCUGCAAGGGCAUCUCACAGACACCAGGGCAGGACCACUGACCCCACUCAGCUCCACUCUGCCUUCCCCUGCCCCCUCCAGCUACUGUCCACAGGCUGCCGGCGAUCAGCUGACUGGGAGGGACGGUCAGACGGGCCAGCAGCCUCUUCCGCCCUACACCCCAGCAGUGACUCACAGAAGCAACGGCCCCAGCCUGGCCCAGCCUACCCGUCCUAGAGGCCAUGAGCCCCACAGCCCGGAGCGCGGGGCAGAAGAGGGGAAGAGGAAGCAGCCUCCCCCACCUCGUGUGAAGUGGGCCCACACCGUCCGAGAGAACAGCCUCCCUGAGGAAUCGUGCUCACCCGAGUCAGCAAGCCUGAAGCACUACAAGAAGCAGCAGAACCUCCCAAGUUCAAGCAGCACUUCCGACCCAGACACGCCUCUUGGGGUCCCGAGCACUCCGGGGAGGAUCUCCCUCCGAAUAUCGGAGUCCGUCCUGCAGGCCUCCCCACUGCCUCGGGAGGACUACGAGGACGAGGUGUUUGUGAAGGACUUGCACCCCAAUGCCACUUCCCAGGAAAUCCUAGUGAAUAGCUGGGAAGACUUUCCUCCCCCUCCUCCCCAAGCUCUGUGUGAGGCACAGCUGGACAGCGAGGAUGGCAUGGAGCCCCCUGCGAGUAGCUCCAGCAAACCUGCCAACAGGACAGUUGCCAAGGAAGGGCCCGUGCCUGGGGCAGCCCAGUCGGUUGGCCAUCAGAUACCAGCUUCCAGACCCCAAACUUCCGUCAGAGGUUCCGAGGACCACGGGCCCAGCCCGCCCCCCACCGCGGGCGCCCGGCCCCAGCAUGCUGGGCCCCUCGGCUGGCAGCCAGGCCCAGGAAAGCAGCCUCCUGCUCUGACCCAAGGCCUCGUCCACGACCCACUCAGUGGUACUCGUGAUUUAGAAGACAAUGCCAGUCCCGGUCCUCAGAAGACGUCAGAAGACAUCAGAACGGAGGUGCUGGCCAAGGAAAUUGUCCACCAAGACAAAUCUCUGGCAGACAUUUUGGACCCCGACUCCAGGCUGAAGACCACCAUGGACCUGAUGGAGGGUUUGUUUCCUCGCGAUGGUAACUUGCUGCAGGAAAACGGCGUCAAGAGGAAGGCCAUGCAGAGAGCCGUCAGCUGCCCAGGACACGAAGGCAAGAGGAGUGAAGAGAAGGAAGCAGUGGGCAUGUUGGUCAACUGCCCUGCCUACUACAGCGUCUCGGCUCCCAAGGCUGAGCUUCUGAACAAAAUCAAACAUAUGCCAGAAGAGAUGAGUGAGGAAGAUGAGCAGGUGGAUGUCAAUGAAAAGAAGGCCGAGCUGAUUGGAAGCCUCACCCACAAGCUUGAGACUCUGCAGGAAGCCAAGGGGAGCCUGCUCAUGGACAUCAAGCUCAAUAACGCCUUGGGAGAAGAGGUGGAGGCUUUGAUCAGUGAGCUCUGCAAGCCCAACGAGUUUGACAAGUACAAGAUGUUCAUUGGGGACCUGGACAAGGUGGUCAGCCUGCUGCUCUCCCUCUCGGGGCGCCUGGCCCGUGUGGAGAACGCCCUUAGCGGUCUUGGUGAAGAUGCCAGUAAAGAAGAAAGGAGCUCUCUCAACGAGAAGAGGAAGGUCCUGGCGGGGCAGCACGAGGAUGCCCGGGAGCUCAAGGAGAACCUGGACCGGAGGGAGCGCGUGGUGCUGGACAUCCUGGGCAAUUACCUGUCGGAGGAACAACUCCAGGAUUACCAGCAUUUUGUGAAAAUGAAGUCAACACUCCUCAUUGAGCAGCGAAAGCUGGACGACAAGAUCAAACUGGGCCAGGAGCAGGUCAAGUGCCUGCUGGAGAGCCUCCCCGUGGAUUUCGUCCCCAAGGCGGGCACCCUGGCGCUGCCCCCGGACCUCACGAGUGAAAUGACUCCCGUGGGGGGAUGUAUUCCCAGUGGUGUUUCCCCAACGGUCACCUCUCCACUCUAACCUCUUCUGAAACGCCCAACCGAAAGAUCACCCUUUCUUUCAUCACUAUUUAAUCUGAAAAAUGUUGCAGUACAAACCACUGUUUAAACUCUAUGGGUUUGGGGGGCGUUUUCUGGAUAAAAGGAAAAGAUUCUAUCCAGGAAAAAGCCUGUAUUUUCCUUCUCACCCUUCAUGAUUGAUCUGAGAGCUUGAAUGCUGCUGGGAACCUAGCCCUUUCUAUUGUUACUUUGCAAUAGAAAGAAAAUUAAUGAAACUGUGAGAACUGAUGGGAGGGUGUUUGAUGAUUUAGUUUCCGACAGGCGUAGGCAGCAGGGAUCAGUGUGUGUCGCCCUCAGGAAUGUACCCACCGUGACCUGCCUUUGUGUGGGCCAUGCAUCCUGACGACAGGUACAAGGACUCAUUAGUGAGGGUCUGCAACAUAAAGCCUUAAAGAAAAACACACACAGCAGAAAAUUGUAAAGCCUUGAACAUUGUUAUUUAUAUUUUUAAAAAUGAAAAGGAUCAUUAUGUCUGUUUGCUAACCACUUAUUUGAUUCUGUUUUGUGGUGGACGUAGACAAUUAUGUUGUUGGAGCUUUGUAUUUUGUGAAAACCUUAAUGAAAUGAAGAAUUCCAAAGACAGUCCCAUGGAGUGUGGAGACUUGUUUUUUCUUAAA